Molecule: messenger RNA, 3427 nt
Organism: Gavia stellata (red-throated loon)
Lineage: Eukaryota; Metazoa; Chordata; Aves; Gaviiformes; Gaviidae
Gene: LRRC15
Product: leucine rich repeat containing 15
Exons: 2
Coding region: 33-1760 (575 amino acids)
Cellular component (GO): extracellular matrix
Molecular function (GO): protein binding
Source: RefSeq, a predicted model, not a curated record
CGGUGCUCGUGGCUGCAGGACACUCGGGCCUAAUGGAGCAGGGAGGCUGGUGGCAGUGGCUGCUGCUGCUGGUGGGCAUCCAGCUGGCUGGUGGCCAGUGCCCAGAGCAGUGCCAGUGCGUCCGCACUGCCCAGGUGGAAUGCUCUGGUGCCGGCAUCACCGCAGUCCCUAGCCCCAUCCCUGAGAACGCCAUGACCCUCCAGAUCAUCAACACGCGCAUUGCCGAGCUGGGCGACGCGUCCUUCGGCAACGCCUCCCUGCUGAUCGGGCUGCGCAUCGAGAAGAACAACCUGUCGCGCAUCAGCCCCGGGGCCUUCCAGCACCUGCCCGACCUGCGCUACCUCAGCCUGGCCAGCAACAAGUUGCAGGAGCUCCCUGUGCAGGUCUUCAAGCCCCUGGACAAGCUGGAGUCGCUGCUUCUCUCCAGCAACCAGAUCCUCCAGGUCGAGCCUUCCCACUUCGCCCACCUAAGCAACCUCAAGGAGCUGCAGCUCCACGGGAACAACCUGCAGGAGCUGAAGGAGGGGGUGUUCGACCAGCUCACCAGCCUCACCAAGCUCAACCUGGCCAGGAACAACAUCGAUCGCCUGCCGCCCCAGGCCUUCGAGCGGCUGGCGCGGCUGCAGGUGCUGCGGCUCUACGAGAACCGGCUCCGGCAGAUCCCAGCGGGCGCCUUCGACGGGCUGCCGGAGCUGCAGGAGCUGGGGCUGCACCAGAACCAGCUGGAGACGCUGUCCCCGGAGCUCUUCAUGCACAACGGGAACCUGCAGAAGCUCUACCUGUCCAACAACCUCCUUGCUGCCUUGCCAAGCGGCAUCUUCUUGCCCCUGCGUGCCCUCGCCAAGAUCACCCUGCACGUCAACCGCCUGCGGGACAUCUCCCCUGGUGCCUUUGGGCCUAUGCCCAACCUGCGGGAGCUGUGGCUCUACGAGAACGAGCUUUCCACCCUCCCUGCUGCCGUCUUUGGCAACCUCACCCAGCUGCAGCUCCUGGUCCUCAGCAAGAACCGGCUGCGCUCCGUGGCGCCAGGGGCUUUCCGGGGCUUGGGGGAGCUGUUGGAGCUGUCGCUGCACUCCAACGCCCUGCACCGCCUGGACGCCCAGGUGCUGGAGGGGCUGCCCAAGCUGCAGAACAUCUCCCUGCACCACAACCAGCUGCAGGUGCUGCCGCGGGGCCUCUUUGGGGCCACCCCGGGGCUGCGGCACCUGCAGCUGCACUCCAACACGCUGGAGUACCUGCCUGCUGGCAUCUUCUCCCCCCUGGCUGCCCUGCGGGAGGUGAAGCUGCACAACAACUCCUGGCGCUGCGACGAGGGCAUCCUGCCCCUGCGGGGCUGGCUGGAGGACAACCCCCACAAGGUGGGCGAGAUACCCCCCCUCUGUGCCCAGCCCCCUGCCCUGCGGGGCACCCCCAUCGCUGGGCUGCCGCGGGACCAGCUCCUUUCCCCCUGGUCCCCCACUGCCUCCCCCCAUCCCAGCACCCCACUCCCAGCUCACCCCUCUGAGGCAGCAUCGCCAGAGGGUGCCUGGACGGAGCCCCCCAUGGGGCUGCCGGUCUCCCCCCGGGAGGAGGAGAAGGAGGAAGAGGAGGAGGAGAGGGGGCAGUGGGGGCUGACGCGCACGCAGAGCGGGGUGGUGGUGGCGGUCAUCGUGCUGGUGUGUCUGGCCCUGCUCGCCGCUCUCGUGGCACUGGUGGUCUACGGCUGUAGGAAGAAGAGCCACGUUGUGCUCAUGAGGAUGAAGGCAUCUAACGAAGCCUGAGCACCCGGCAGACCCUGGGGGGAGCGAUGCUGGAGGGGCGUCCCCUCCCCACUGGGCCAAGGGACACAACAGCAGCUCUGCAUCAGCUGCCCUCGCUGAUUCGGACAGGCCAACAUCACCCCACGUGCUGUGUGUCCCCCUGUCCUGCUCUGCUUUGCCCUGUCCCUGCUCUGCAGCAGGGCCUCCCCCUGGGUGACCUCCCACAGCUGCCCUCUGUCCCCAGCCCCUCCUGCCUCCAGCGCAGCCUCUGUGCCCAUUCCCUGCCUGGGGGCAGCAGCCAGGAUGUGGGGGGGGGCUUUUGAGAGGGACCCUUCAAGCAGGGAGCCACAGCCUGGCCGUGAUGGUGCUUACCCCAAACAACAAAACUUUCCCCAUCCUUCAUCUCACAUCGUCCCCUCCAGCCCUGCCUGCCCUUGCACUACCUGCUGCCCUCCCCUAGCCCCUCUCCCCCAUUUUCCCCCCCACCCCAUGCCUUCAGCCUCUGCCCCUGCCUGGGCAGGCAGGUGCUAGCCACCAUGCAGGGCCAGGAGCUGAGCGAGCGCUUUUGCCCGCAGCAGAGCUGUGUGUCCUUGUGCUGCUUUGUAGCUCGCCUGCAUCUGGGUGGGGAUCCCCGCAGGGCUAGGCUGCCUGGGUGGCACACCCUGAGUGACUCGGCCGCGUCCAAGCUGCCCUCCCUGCCUGCAGGCAGCAUGGGCCAAAGCAGAGACAGCAUCUUCACUCACCCCAAGCAACCUCCUGCUCCCCUCGCGCUUGUGCAUCUCCUGCCAGGACAGCUGCGGCGCCAUGUGCCGGCGUCUGGGUGCAGCGGCAGAUCCCCUGAGCCCUUGCCUCACACUGGUGCUAACCCUCCUGCAGCCAUGCCCCUGCCUGCAGCGCCCUGCUCCAAACCCAUGGGUGGCCGGGGGGCUCACACCAGCUCCUGCUGCAGGGGGAUUAUAGAGGUGGGGUGCAAAGCAUGCACAGAGCUGGACCCGCUGCCUGGCCGUGCUGGCCACCCCUUCCCCUGCAAGGGCUGUCUGCCAGGGGCUGGGAGAGGCUCCUGCACUUGUGCAGCGGGGCUGCUAGAGCAUGCUUGAGCUGUUCCUGCUGCACCCUAUCCCUGGUCCUCACUGCCUCGACACCCUCGUGCAUAACCCACUACCUAGUGAGCAGCCUGGCCCUGCUCUGCCUGGCAAAGCUACAUCCUCUCCUCCCAUCUCCUCGUCCUCUUCCCACCCCGAGUGUCCCCCUGUGUGUGUGCCCGGUCCUGCUGCCUGCUCGCAGCCCUCGGGCAGCAGGGAUGCUGGGGGGGCUGUCAGUAAGUGCUGGAUGCUCUGCAAACUGGAGGCAGGGGCCACACUGUCCCCCAGCAGCACCUGUGUCCAGAGGCCACUGUGCCUCUUCCAGCUGUGGCAUGGCCAUGGAAGCUCACCUCUGCGUGUGGUGUGGUGGCACCGGGCUGCCUGAGGAUUGCUGCCAUGGGACAAGGAUCAUACCUGUGCACCCCGUGGUGCUGGCUGCUCACAGCGCCCCAGGAGCUAGCGCUGGCACAAGCAGCCCCACGCUCGUGCACAUGAUGGGAUGCUCCUCCAGGCUGGGACCUGCAUGGCAGCGGGAAACACGGGACUGUGCCGCGAGGCUGUUGGGUGCUGCUCUGUGACCUCCCCAUUAAAACACAGUUGUCCACC